AUGACCGUUUCCCAUCCCACCAUCUCGUAUGACCGAGCCAGACCCAACCCAACCCAGACCAAACCAUCCCAACUCAACCCUAAACAUAUCCCACCCCACCCUCCAUCAAGUCUGCUUCACACCAGCCCCGGCAACCUCACCUCCAGCCGCACCACCAGCGCUACCACGACACCAACAGCGUCCUUCGCCUUCAUAUUCGACAUGCACGACGAUGUGCAUACCCUUGCCCUUGAGAAACUGCACGGUGCGCUCGCGGACGUCUUCGAGGUUGGAGGCGCGCGAGGCGAUGAUGUGAAUGACGCCUAG
Plenodomus lingam JN3 is the source of this 306-nucleotide messenger RNA. Lineage: Eukaryota; Fungi; Ascomycota; Dothideomycetes; Pleosporales; Leptosphaeriaceae. The record is from RefSeq and is a predicted model, not a curated record.